Molecule: messenger RNA, 3374 nt
Organism: Perca fluviatilis (European perch)
Lineage: Eukaryota; Metazoa; Chordata; Actinopteri; Perciformes; Percidae
Gene: sycp1
Product: synaptonemal complex protein 1
Exons: 35
Coding region: 213-3374 (1053 amino acids)
Biological process (GO): meiotic DNA repair synthesis; synaptonemal complex assembly; lateral element assembly
Cellular component (GO): male germ cell nucleus; central element; transverse filament
Molecular function (GO): double-stranded DNA binding
Source: RefSeq, a predicted model, not a curated record
UGAAUUAACUAGCUAGCUAGCUACUAAAGAUUAGUAAAAUGGUUAGGUUAGUUUAGCUACGUUAGUUAGUUACGUUAGCUACCUAGCUACAUAAGCUACCGUCAAGUGACGCCGGUUAACUUCAUAGCUAGCUAGCUAAACUGAAUUUCUAGUAACAAGCUAGCUAAUUAACAUUAGCUUAGCUAGUUGACGUAACGGGUUAAGGUAACAGGAUGGAGAGAGAUCGGGGUUUUAACUUCAAACUGCUGGUACCUCCCAGGGUCAAUAACGGACAAGUAUCGGCUGUUCGACCUCAGGAAAUCGUUGAGAACUGUGGUGAUUUCAUGAGUACAGUGCUGCAGGGUUACAGUAAAGGCUUUGAAAAAGAGCAGAGCAUGCCUUUCCCCAAUACAAGUAUGGUUGCACCAACUAAACCAACCAGACAAGACUUACCAAGAUACCAAGAUACCAAGAUGAAAGUCGUGCCACCAAUGGAAAAAGGCGAGAAUAAUUGCAAACCUGGACAGCUUUAUUCCAAGCUGUUUGAAGAAGUUGAGAAAAUUAAGUGCUGGAAGGUCAAAGUUGACUGUGAGACUGUGCAAAAGGAUAGGAGACUCCAAGAAAACAAAAGGACAAUUGAAACUCAGCGCAAAGCCAUUCAAGAAUUGCAGUUUGGAAAUGAAAGUCUCAGUGUGAAGCUGGAAGAACAGAUCAGUGAAAAUGAGGAUUUGAGGAACAAAAACAACGCAACAAGGAACUUGUGUAAUAUACUCAAAGAUACUUUUCAGCGGUCAGCUGAGAAAAUGCAUUUAUUUGAAUCUGAAAGAGAAGAAACACAUCACCUCUUUAUGGAAAAUAGUGGGAGUAUUCAGAAACUGAUUGCAGCAUUUGAAAGCCUUCGUGUUCGCGCAGAAGCUGAUCAGCAAGAGAUGCAGAAAGUCAAAGAGGACGUGCUGCAAUUUGAAGAUCUAAAAGGAAAAUAUGAUCAAGAAUAUAAAAUGAAAGAGAAAGAGGUUGCAGAGCUUCAAACUAAAAUUAAGGAUAAGGAAAAUGAAUUACAAAAACUCCUGCUUGACCUCAGUGAAACCCAGAAGCACUGCAAACAACUUCAAGAGGCAACAAAGGAACAAUAUGAACUUCUCAAAAGCUCAAAAAGUGAACAAGAAUCCCUUCUCCAAAAACUGCACACUGCAGAGCAGCACUGUAAAGAAACUGAGAAAAAUUGUGAAGCUGCUGCUGCAUUACUGGAACAAAGAAAAGAAGAAUAUGCAGAGAUGAUUCAAAACAAAGACUUAAGUUUGCAGGAGCUCAGGAGAGUUACAAAUCAACAAGCAGAUAAGUUGGAGCAAAUUCAGACAACCUCUCAAGAGCUACAGAAUUCCCUAGCCUCAGAGAUACAGAGGACCAAGGAACUUGAGGAUAAACUCAUGGCAAGCAACAAGGAACUUGAAAUGAGAAACACACUUUUAGGAGAGAGCUUCGAGCAGAGUGUAAAAAAAGAUGAGCAGAUCAAAAUCCUUGAAGAUGAACUGGACAAGAUAUCUAAAUCUGUUGAGUCCAUGGAGGGUAAGAUUGACGUCACUGAAGCCAAGGUGGAGGAACUCACAGCUGAGCUUUCAAGGAAAACGGAAGAGGUCCAGCUGUUUAAGAAUGAAGCAGAGAUUGCCUUUGCCGAAAAUGAUCUACUAAAGAAGGCUUGUGAAGCUGCUGAUAAGGCACAAGACGAUUUAAAGGAGAAGUCUGCAGUGACAGAGAUCAAAGUGAUGGAGUUAGAGGGACAAUUGUUUACUGAAAUAAACAAAAAUAAAGAACACACCUCUCAGAUGGAGCAACUGAGGAAAGACAUCAUGCAGCAUAAAUUAAAGUACAAAGAGUUAUUAGCCGACUUUAAUGAGCUGCACUCUGAGAAGACAGGCAUUCAACAGCAGUUUGAGAUUGGAUCUUGUAAUGUGAAAGCCAUGGAGGCAACCAGAAAGGUGAGUGAGGAGAAGGCUGAGAAUCUCACAAGAGAAAUUCAAAGACUGGAGAAAGAAAACCAAUGUUUACGAGAGGAAGUCAACUCCAUUAAAACCAGAAGCCAAGGGAAAGAUCAGGAAACUGAGACUCUGCAGAAGAAAAUGCAAGAAAAUUGCGACCAUCUGCAGGAGGAAAUUGCAGAAAAAGAAAAGCAUAUCAAAGCUAUGGAAACAAAGCUGUGCAGUCUUCGGAAAAAAUGUGAAAUUAAACUUAAAGCCCAGGAGGAAUACCAGAAAGAGAACAAAAUGCUUAAGAAACAAAUAGCAAAGGAGAAUGCGAAAUCCAGUCAACUUGAAACUGUGAUCAACAGUCUUCAUGAGGAGUCCCAGAACCUUAAAAGACUGAACGAAGAAGACCAGCAAAAAUUGCUUAAGGAGCUUGAGUCCAAAUCAACCUUUACAGCAGAGCUUGAAAAUGAGGUACAAAAGCUCAGAUUAACAACAGCAGAGGCCAUCAAGAAUAAGGACGACACAGAACUCAAGUGUCAACACAAGAUAGCCGACAUGGUUGCACUGAUGGAAAAACAUAAGAGCCAGUAUGACCGAAUGGUUGAAGAAAAGAUUGCAGAGCUUGAUGAGAACAAGAAGAAAGAGAUGGAGGCUGUUGCCCAUAGGAAAUCACUGGAGUUGGAUCUCAUGAAGCACAAGGCAGAUAUUGAUCAUCUGAAGCAACAGCUGAAGACAGAAAUAACAGAGAAGGAGAACAUGCAGAAGAAGCUGACAGACUUAAAGAAAGAAAUGUCAUCAAUAAAAACCACUCAGCUGUCAGAAGCAAGGAACAAGCAGUCACCUGCCUCAAACUGUAAACAAGGGAGAGGUGACGAGACUCCAAAAGAGAGCUCUUCGAAGAGACACGUGUUUGACUUCUCCAAGGCCAGGAAAACUCCGUGCUACAGCAAAGAUCAUGGAAGUCCUGCCGUUAUGAAGAAAGCUCUUAAGGAAUCUGACACUGAAUCCAUCAGAAAAUCGUGUGGAACAACACCAAAGAACAAGGAAAUUCACAAUGAAGACCUGAAAACCCUAAGAAAUAUUACAAACAGGGUUGGCGGAACAACCAAGAUCAAAUCCUACAGAAUAAGGACGCCUCCAUCUGCUGAAAAGGCAGCACGCUGGGGGGACAGCCCCAUAGACCUUGACCCCAAGUCUGACAGCUCUGAUCAAAACGAUCUCUUGACCUUUGCAAGUGCACCUGUACCCAAUCUACCCGCUCCACACGGCAAACUCAACAUCUUUAGAAAGAUCCAGAGCCCUGCCAUUCAUAAAUCCCCAGGGAAUUCUUUGAAGUUAGCUGCAAUGAAAAGGAUGAGAGAUGCUGGUUGGACGGCUGUUACUGGCUGUGACAAAAAAAAGAAGACGACCAAUGAGAAAAUCUUUGCAUGA